Messenger RNA from Gaeumannomyces tritici R3-111a-1, 978 nucleotides. RefSeq lists its product as hypothetical. The record is from RefSeq and is a predicted model, not a curated record. Bases 1 to 696 code for a protein of 231 amino acids. The transcript has 6 exons. NCBI's taxonomy places the organism in Eukaryota, Fungi, Ascomycota, Sordariomycetes, Magnaporthales, Magnaporthaceae.
AUGAGGACGACGCGUCCCGACUGGGUCCCGAUAGCCAGCAUCGAUCGCAUCACGGCCGACUCUCCCGGUCGGUACGCCGGCGGCAGCCACAGCAUCCUGUGCAAGCCCCAGGCCAUGAGGAGCUGGGAGGCGCUCGUCGAACAAGACAGGGACCCGAACGGACGGCCCGAGGCAAAGGAACAGAUGCGCAUGCUCAAGGAGCUGCAGGUAGCAAUCAAAGAAUACCAUGAAGCGCUCGACCUACAGCACCGCAUCUCAAACUUAGCCCGGCCAAAUAAAAGGGUCGUAGGUGCGUACAGGAGCUGGCUCACCAAGCCCACCCGACGCCUGGGAGGGCUGCCGGGUCUCUUCCUCGACGACGAGUCCGAUCUCGUGGCCAUCAAGACCCCAAAGGACCACGACUACUUGUCCGAGUUGCUGCGACGCCAUUGGCCAGCAGCGAGAGUCGAGUCCUAUGACGGCGGCAUCUUCAUCGCCGUGGCGCUGCUGGUCGGCUCAAUCACCGGCUUCCUUUACGUUGACGCGCCCCUGAUAAAGGCGCUCAUGAUUGCCGGCUUCACGGGUCUAUUCGCCAUCAGCCUCGGGCUCAUCAUAAACGCUAGGCGGCCUGAGGUCUUUGCAGCGACUGCAGCAUAUGCCGCCGUGCUGGUGGUGUUUGUCAGCAACCAGGACCGCAGCGACAAGCGCGGGACGUAAGCAGGAGUCAAGUAUUUGGCCUCGGUAUAUAUUCAGGCGAAAGCCGCCAUAGUCGCGCAAGAUACGGAGAGAUGAUGGACGACAAAAUAUUUUGUUGAUACAUCUUCCAUAGCGGGCCCGUUUGCUUCUAUUUUACAACUUGGCCUUGGCCCCGGGCUGCGAGUUGAUCUCGGCAUACAUGCGGCCGAUCUCGCUCCUAAACGCCCUAGCAGUCUGCGGACGCUUCAGCUUGAGACUAUGCGGAAAGGCAGUUGUCAGCAUUGGAUGGAUGAAUCAUAUCAA